CAUCGAUUUGAGAAACCGGAUUCAAGAGCCACUGGAACUGACGUCGAUGUGGAAGAAUAGAGAUAGAAGAUUUGACGCCCCAGUUGUGCUACAACGUCGUCGCCAUAUUUCUAUGCAAAGGCGGAGCAGGAAGAAGAAAGGGAAGGAGGACAGGUAAAGGUGAGCGGAUACAUCGUUCCUUCAACCCAGGAAAAGGUACAAGAGUAUUUUCACUUCUUCAUUUCUUCAUUUUGGAGCCGACUGCUGAAUCACGGCAAUGGUGAAGGAGGAGCAGGAAGAGUUGUCCAACCGGCCUGACAACACUGCCUUCACCCAGCAGCGGCUUCCAGCAUGGCAGCCCAUUCUCUCUGCAGGCAUCGUUAUUCCAAUGUUUGUCCUCAUUGGGGCGGCUUUCAUUGGUGUUGGAGUUGCUCUCUUCAUCGCUUCACGGGACAUCCAGUUGCAGGAAUUGGACUACACUGGUGAUGACUCUAAUCAUCCCUGCUAUAAGUGCAGAACAAGUACAGAAAAAUGUAUGUGCAACUUGACGUUCUCCAUCCCAUAUCUGUUCAAGGGGCCUGUCUUCUUUUACUAUGGCUUGACCAACUACUUCCAGAACCAAAGAAAGUACGGGGCAUCCAAAGACGAUAAUCAGCUGUAUGGAGACCUAGAUUACUUCAAAAAUCCCUCCAGUGACUGUGACCCAUAUACUCAUAAUAGGAACAACAUACCAAUCGUGCCUUGUGGAGCGCUGGCAAACAGCAUGUUUAAUGACACCUUUUCGCUGAGUCAUACGGUCAACGGGACUCAAAAGAUUGUGCCUCUGGAUGGAAAAGGGAUUGCUUGGUGGACUGACUACAACGUCAAAUACCGAAAUCCCAGCGACAAGCCCCUGAUCAACGCCUUCAAUGGAACCACAAAGCCCACAAACUGGCCUAAACCUGCUUAUGAGCUGGAUCCCACAGAUGUGUUCAACAACGGCUUCAUCAAUCAAGACUUUCUGGUCUGGAUGAGAAGGGCUGCUCUUCCCGAUUUUAGGAAACUGUAUCGACGAAUCACGCAUGAUGACUAUGUAAAUGGUCUACCAGCUGGAAACUACACUCUGACAAUUGCCUACAACUAUCCUGUUCAUUCGUUCAACGGCAGGAAGAAGGUGGUGCUCAGCAACGUAUCUUGGAUGGGAGGAAAGAAUGACUUCCUGGGAAUCGCAUACAUCGUGGUUGGCUCCCUGUGUGUCGUCAUGUCCGUCGUUAUGCUCAUUGUGUAUGCUAAAUUCAAAUUUCCCGAAGAUGACUGAGCACCUGGAAAAGUGCCAAAGGAAACUUUUUCAUGUAGUUGAUCAACCUCAGCUGGAAACAGUGACCUCUGAACUUUUAGGAUUUGGAGUUUAAAUGUAUUGCUAGUGCUCUAUUUUUCUUACUUUUUCUAUCUGUAUUUCGUAAAUGACAUUUAUCUUCAGGGCUAAAGCUGUAUCCUACCAAUUAUUGACCUAUUAUUGAUAGGCCAAUAAUCUUAAAGCCAUAUUUCUCAUGAAAAGUAAUUUUAAACUAAUCAGGCAGUUACAUUUGAGUAAAAAGCUUCAUAAAAAGGUUGGAAAACUUGUACAUAUUUAUUUCUGACUCAGGGAAAUUGUUUACCAGCUUUUCUUUGUGAUAUUUUUGUUGGGUGGCUUCAAAGCUUAUGUAAGUUUUAGUUUUCCUUGAAACUUUUAGUUUAAUACAUAUUCAAUAUUUAUUAAAUAUAACAAAUUAAUCUUA
Poeciliopsis prolifica (blackstripe livebearer) is the source of this 1736-nucleotide messenger RNA. RefSeq names its product transmembrane protein 30B (gene tmem30b). Gene Ontology annotation, biological process: phospholipid translocation. The transcript is spliced from 9 exons. Gene Ontology annotation, cellular component: Golgi apparatus; endoplasmic reticulum; plasma membrane. Lineage: Eukaryota; Metazoa; Chordata; Actinopteri; Cyprinodontiformes; Poeciliidae. Bases 257 to 1276 code for a protein of 339 amino acids. The record is from RefSeq and is a predicted model, not a curated record.